Dovyalis caffra is the source of this 1005-nucleotide messenger RNA. The record is from the annotation of a GenBank genome assembly. Lineage: Eukaryota; Viridiplantae; Streptophyta; Magnoliopsida; Malpighiales; Salicaceae.
AUGAAACCUACUAGCAGCCAAGAUCGAGGCCAGAGUUCCUUCAGAAGCUUUGUUGCUAAGAGAAGUACUAAGCUAUCUAGGAGUGGCACUGGUAGCUCAAAAUCUUACAAGUCAUUAAAUUCUACGCCCUCCCCUUUGCUUUCCUCCAAGUCGUUGUCUGGCGCAAGACCAAGCAGGAAGCGUGCACUACUUAUCGGAGUAACUUAUAUGAAGUCGAAGCACGAGCUUAAGGGAACUAUCAUUGAUGUGAAGAGAAUCAGAAGUUUGUUGUUGGAUACCUUCAAGUUCCCGAGAGAGAACAUUCUUGUUCUAACAGAGGAGGAGUCAGAACCAGCAUUUGUUCCAACGAAGAAGAGCAUUGAGAAUUCCUUCAAAUGGCUUGUCGACGACUGUCAGGCCGGUGAUUCCUUGGUGUUCUACUUCUCAGGACAUGGCGUAAGACAACCUGAUAUGGAUAGCGAUGAGAGCGAUGGGUUCGAUGAAACUAUCUGCCCUGUUGAUUUUAUGCAAGCAGGUUCGAUCACUGAUGAUGCAAUUAGGUCUUCCAUUGUCAGGCCUCUCAAAAACGGUGUUACACUUAAUGCAAUUGUUGAUGCUUGUCAUAGUGGAACUGUUCUUGAUCUACCAUUCGUGUAUAACAUAAGAGAGAAGAAAUGGGAAAAAUCCGGUCGAUCUAAGGACGAGAAAGGGACAAAUGGUGGACUGGCAAUUUCAAUCUCUGCUUGUGAAGAUAGACAAUUUGCUGCAGAUACUUCUUCCUGCAUUGGAAAAUCAUCGAUGACUGGAGGCGCCAUGACCUACAUUUUGAUAGAAAUUGCAAAAAAGAACCCUGAAAUGACAUAUGGUACGCUGCUUGACUCCAUUUAUAACUACAUUCAAAAAGCUAACAAAGGAGGAUGCCUUCCUGGGAUCUUCAAAAAAGUGUUGAACGACAUUAUAUCACAGAGGCCUCAACUUUCUGCUUCCGAGGAGUUCGAUAUUUAUGACAGAUCUUUUGUUUUGUAA